AUGGCUCUUGUUCUAUUAGAUCUAUUUCCUUUCUUUUUGCUAUUGCUUGCAGCUCCUGUUCAAGGUCAAUUACAGGAAGGUGUUACUGUACAGUGUUAUUCAUCUGCUGCUGAUUGUACUAGUAAUACUAAUGGAGUCAGUCUUGCAGCUAUUGACUGCUGUAAUAGAACUGGUGGAGGAUAUAUAUCUCAUUCUUCACUAGCUGCAGCACAACAAUGUGGUGCAUGUGUUGUUGUUGGUUUUGAUCAAUCAUGUGUGCAUAUUGGUCCAAGUGAUGCUGGUAGAAGAUACUCAUUUACUGCUGAUGUACUCCUCAGUACUCCUGGGGCUCCUGAUGUUACUGAUCUGGAUUAUGUUAUUUCACGAGAGUCAGCUAUGCUAGUUGAUGUUGCUGACUACUUGAGCUCAGAUUUUGCUGGACGAACCAAUAGUUUUCUACCAGAAAGGUUUAGCAUACGCUAUUUGUCACAAGGGAAUGCUGUUGCUCUCCAACCAACUCUUUCAUUUGAUUACUUGAUUGCUGUUGAAACUGAUCCAGGUGAUCCAGCAAUACCAUCAGGAGUUGUACUUGUAUACAGACGUCUUAGCAUUACAAUAGAGGAUAUAGACAUAAUUACUGUUGGUCUUGAACCUCCAUCAGUAUUUUUAGAAGGUAUAAAUGCUGUAGCUGUCAUUGGACGUCAAGUAAUUACAUAUGAAUCUCCUUUUGAAGUCACUGUCUCACUUGAGAGGUAUACUGGCCCAUUGAGUCAUGAUGAAGCUGCUGUUGGAGACUUUGAUCUCUUCGACUUUACUGAGCAGCGUAGUGUUGUAUUUCACCCAGCAACAGCAAUUGAUCAAUGCUUUGAACAUGUAACAUUCUUCAUGCCACGGGAUAAUAUUGUAGAACUACAAGAAGUGUUUAGAUGGAGACUCAGUGUUAAUGAUUCUAGAGUUAGACUAGAUCCUGAUAAAACAACUCAAAUAGUAAGAGUUGACAAUCAAGAUGUUUUCAGUAUUGGUUUCAAAAGCCUAAAUGUUACUAUCAGAGAAGGAGAAGUUGCCUCAUUAACUAUAAAGCAGAUAGGAGAUGAGAAAGGUGGUAUAGACAUUGGAGGCUUUCCAGAGAGCCGAAUAUACUCAGUUCAAGUGAAACACAAAUCUGGGACUGCUACAAAUGGUAGUGAUUAUUCCCUUAAUUCUGUUGUUCCAAGAUUAACCUACAGUGUUAAUAAUGCACUGAAUGAUAUUCCAUUCACUCCUAUCACAAGUAUUGAUGAUAAUAUCAUUGAGGGAAAUGAAACAAUAAGAGUCAUCAUAUUACCUGUUGGAGAUAAUGUUGUUCAAGUACGGAGAGACCGGCAGACAGCUACCAUCACCAUUAUUGAUGAUGACACUGGUGUGCUGUCAUUAGAGAGAGGAACAUAUGAUAUGAUUGAGAAUGAAGGAACUGUAGAAAUAUGUGCUGUACUAACUGGAGGAGUAUUAUCAACUGAUACAGAAAUUAUUCUACAAGCUAGAGACAACACUGCACGAUUUAGGAGUGACUAUAGAACUCGUAGAGUUCGUCCAAUAUUACAUGCAUUUACAAACAGGACAUGUGGUAGAUUUAAUAUUAUCAAUGAUACCAUUAGAGAAUCACUAUUUGAGAACUUUACAGUAUAUAUAAGUAGUAUCUUUCCAGAAAAUUGUGCAUUAACAGUAGAUUUGAGUUCUUCAUUCAUCAGGAUACAAGAUGAUGAUCAGGCUGAAGUAAGGUUUGCUAUUGGUCAAGCUACAUUCUCUGAAGGAGGAGGAAAUCAAUCAAUCACUGUCAUACUAGGAGGAGGACAAUUGAGUCAAGAACAAACAAUGGAAGUUUACAUUGAUAAUGGAACUAGCAAUGGAAUAUCACUGGGUUUUGUCACUUUUGGUACUGGUGUCUUAACACAGAACAGGAGUAUCAGUUUUCCAGUAGUUGAUAAUAACAUUGCACUGGAACCUGAUAAACAUUAUCUACUAAGAUUAAGAAACAUUGGUAAUAUAGGUUUAGGUAAUCCAGGAACAAUGAAUGUGACUGUAGAGGAUGAUGAUGUCAUUAAUUUGUUCCUGGAAAGAGGGUUGUAUGAUGUUACGGAAAAUCAAACUAGUGUCGAAAUAUGUGUUGUCCUAACUGGAGGAAUUUUAUCAACCCCAAUUAACAUUUACCUUUUUGAUUCUCAACUAACUGCCAAAUAUCAAUUUGAUUACAUUUUCUUCAACUUUCAUGUAAUACUGCCUCCAUAUAAGAACAGUACCUGUGUAACUCUCUACAUUGUCAAUGAUAAUAUAAAGGAAACACUUUAUGAAGUGAUGUAUAUGUACAUCUUCAGAGUAAUUCCUUCGAAUAAAAAUCUGCAUGUGGACUAUACCUGGUCUACAGUUAGGAUACAAGACGAUGAGUAACUUUGACUAUAAUAAUUAGAUAU
Amphimedon queenslandica is the source of this 2426-nucleotide messenger RNA. RefSeq lists its product as uncharacterized. The transcript is spliced from 14 exons. Gene Ontology annotation, cellular component: membrane. The coding region runs from base 1 to 2403 and encodes 800 amino acids. The record is from RefSeq and is a predicted model, not a curated record. Lineage: Eukaryota; Metazoa; Porifera; Demospongiae; Haplosclerida; Niphatidae. Gene Ontology annotation, biological process: cell communication; metal ion transport.